AUGUCAAACACUUUUUUGACCUCAGACAACCCAGACUACAACCCCAAAUACCUCAGCAUGUUUUCAGCAAAGUGCGUGCACAAAGGCUGCGGCAAGGUCUUUACUGAUCCCGAGGAGCCGUGUCAAUAUCACCCUGGACCGCCUGAGUUUCACGAAGGACAGAAGGGCUGGAAAUGCUGCAAGCCACGAGUCCUCACAUUCGACGAGUUCAUGGCCAUUCCCCCGUGUACGACUGGAAAGCACAGUACGGUUGACGACACGCCUGCACCCGAGCCAAAGCCAAACGAUGAGGAGGUAGAAGCGAAGAUCAGGGAGCAAAAGGAGAAAGCGGAGAAUGUUCAGCCCGCAGUAGCGCGAGUAGCCGUGUCUGCGCAACCACCGAGAGCCACACCCAGUCCGGCGCCGCCUGAAGACGAAGACGAUGAUCCAAAUAUUCCUGUGCCGGAUGGUGCUAGCUGCAAACGGCGAGGAUGUGACGCAGUCUACAAAGCGGGGCAGAGCAGAGAAGGGGAGGAGUGCGUUCAUCAUCCAGGUCAAGCGCUCUUCCAUGAGGGCAGCAAAGGGUGGACAUGCUGCAAGAAGCGGGUGCUUGAGUUCGACGAGUUCAUGAAGAUCGCGGGCUGCAGUACGAAGGAUCGCCAUCUUUUCGUCGGCAAGAAGAAGGAUCCGGCAGCGGAGGAGAAGUUGACCGAAGUGCGCAACGACUUUUACCAGACUGCAACGACUGUCAUCGCUUCGCUCUACCUGAAAAAGAUCGACAAGGAGCGGUCCACGGUCAAUUUCGCCGACGCAAACACCGCCGAUCUGGAUUUGCACACGACCGACGGCAAGCACUACCAGACGCAAAUGACGCUGUUUGGCCCGAUCAAGCCAGCAGACAGCGCAUUCAAGAUCAUGGGCACCAAGCUGGAGCUAACUUUGGCGAAGGCGGACGGUUCGGGCUGGCCUGUGCUACGAGCUGACGACCCUCAUACCGGCGAGAUUAUCCAAGCAGGCAGAGCUGGACGUGUGUAA
This is a messenger RNA of Saxophila tyrrhenica, 1014 nucleotides long. RefSeq lists its product as uncharacterized. The record is from RefSeq and is a predicted model, not a curated record. The transcript is spliced from 3 exons. Lineage: Eukaryota; Fungi; Ascomycota; Dothideomycetes; Mycosphaerellales; Extremaceae. Bases 1 to 1014 code for a protein of 337 amino acids.